Messenger RNA from Scedosporium apiospermum, 2073 nucleotides. RefSeq lists its product as uncharacterized. Bases 1 to 2073 code for a protein of 690 amino acids. The transcript is spliced from 4 exons. Gene Ontology annotation, molecular function: protein binding. The record is from RefSeq and is a predicted model, not a curated record. Lineage: Eukaryota; Fungi; Ascomycota; Sordariomycetes; Microascales; Microascaceae.
AUGGACUUCCCUAUGGAUGAUCUACCUGCCUUCCAUGAGCCAUUCCCUACGCUGCACCCAACCACGUUUCUCGAGCUUUACGAGCUAACAGGCAUGGACUUGGCACCCAGAGGCCAAGCUCCAGAGGUCCUGCUUGCUCCUGGACUCGCAUCUGGAGAAGGCUACACGCUGCCUUCUCUCGAUGCAUUCGCGGCACUCAGCGCUACCUCGCAAAAUACGUCACUUCCCGAUGAUGCCGUUGAAGUAGCGAAUGUUUCCAUGGGCCCACCAACCCGACCCCGAAAGAGAAAAGCCGGGACAUUGAAGGCCGAGGACUGGGAGCCUCGCAGGCCCUUCAUAAAACGGCUUCACAUCGAUCAAGGUCUGCCGCUCAAAGAGGUCAAGAACAGAAUGGAGAGCGAGUUUGGAUUCAAGGCUGAAUAUCGCAUUAGUCAGUGGGCCCUCGACAGGAAUGUUAAGCCUCGGGAGAUGAAGGCAACGGCGCGGAAACGGCCGUAUCGAAGACUUUUCGAGCGCAACAAACGGGAGCUUGCUUCCACCGUCAGAGGUCAAGAAGCCGAUCCACAGAAAAUCGACAGACGGAUGAAGAGAAACGACAAUCCGAAAGUCUUAGAUAUGAUCCCAGUCCCGCUACAUCCACGCCAUCCGCAGUUCUCUAUCGAACAGUUUCCGCACACGGUUCUACGCAUCUUUGUCCAAUAUCGGUAUAGGCCAGUGGAGGAAGAGCGUCUGAGGGAAGACUUGACGUCGAGGAGAAUGUUGUAUGAACCUGGCAACCCAACCACGUUACGUACAUUAUUGAAGCUAGGUGGCGUGUUUCUUGAUCAAGGGAGAUACAAGUCUGCCGAAAAGGUGAUUCGUGAAGCAGUGAAUGCCUACUCUGAUGAUAGCGACGAAAAAGACAUGGAUAUGCUCCUCGCUUUGGGUCUUCUUGGUCGAGUAUUGCGUCUUCAGGGAAGUUAUUCCGAGGCAGCAACGAUGCAGAAAAAGGUACUUGAGAAGCGAAAGGGCAUCCUUGGCGACGAACAUAUCGAUACAAUCGCGGCUAUGAGUGAGCUUGCAAAGACACUUACCUACCAGGGCGAGCCCAACGAAGUAGCAACGAUGCUAAACGAGGUGCUUGAGAAGCGAAAGCGCAUCCUCGGUGACGAGCACCCUGAUACAAUCACGGCUAAAAGCGAUCUUUCUUUGGUGCUUGGCGAUCCGCAUCAUCAGACCAAGUUCGAGACGGCAACAACAAUGCAGAGAGAGGUAUUUGAGAUGCGAAAUCGUAUCCUCGGCGACAACCAUCCUGACACAAUUACGGCCAUGAGUAAUUUUGCUACGACUCUUGGCAAUCAAGGCGAGUUCGAGACGUCACUGGAGAUGGCGAGAGAUGUUCUUGCGAAGCGAAAUCACAUCCUUGGCGACGAGCAUCCUGAUACCAUCACAGCCAUGAGUAAUGUUGCCCUGUCUCUUGCAGCUCAGGGUGAGCCUGGGGAAGUAGUAGCGAUAGAAACGAUGCUCAACCAGGUGCUUGAGAAGCGAGAACGCAUCCUUGGCGAGGAACACUUCGAUACUAUCACCGCCAUGAGUGGUCUUGCCUUGAUCCUCGAGGCCAAGAAUGACGGUCAGAUAAGAAUCUUUAAUCGGAUCGUUAGGCUUGGCAAUCAAGAUGAGCUCGGCGAGGCAGUGGCGAGGCGUAGAGAAGUACUUGAGAAAGUACAGCGAAUCUUUGGCCACGAACAUUAUCAUACAAUCGAGGCCAUGGCCAACCUUGCGAGCUCACUUUGCCAUCAGGACGAGUUCGACGAAGCAGUAGCAAUGCUGAGAGAGGCACUUGAGAAAAUGAAGCGGACCUUUGGUAACGAACAUCCCGUGACAAUUAGAGCUAUGAAUAACCUUGCAAUGGCGCUUCGUGAUCAGGGCGAGUUCGAGACUGCAGCGAUGAUACAAAGAGAGGUGCUCAAGAAAGGAAAGCGGGUCUUUGGCGAGGAAGAUCCUUACAUGGCCAGGUUCACCGAAAAUCUUGAGAGGAUUCUUCGUGAUCAGAAGAGCUUAGAGGGCGAUAGUGAAUCUUUGGUACCAAUGUGA